AGACAGACCAUUGUCAAGUUGCUCUGCUCUCCCUGGUCCAAGUGCCCCUCGUUGCCUGGAGCCAAGCAGUUACACUUGUUAAAGGAGCCUCUGGCAACACGCGCGCGUCUUCAUAUUGAUGUUUUGUUCACAUCUGAAAUAUUCGCCUUUGAUGUUUGCGCGGCUCUGAAGAAUGCGCUGUUGUUGAGUUGGACUGGCGAACUGGCUUUCACAGAGGUCGGAAUGUUCCAACGGCUUAAAGGCGCCAUUGAUUCGAGAAUAGCGGAGGAGCAAGCAAAGGCAAAAGCAGCAGGAACACCUACUGUGGGCUCAGGAACAGUAUCAAGGUCGAACUCUGCAAGGGCCGACCCUACGAAGCGGACGAAGCAAAAGACUAAGGUCGUCGGUGACGGUGCAAGGGGCCCGGACCCGUCGGAAUUCGAAUCAGCCUUUGUGAUUGACGACGACGAGGGCACGCCGGAAUCUACACCCAGUGCGACACCGCUGAUCACAGACACCAAGGGAACUACAAUGACGGGAAAGAGCAGUCCUGCACCUGCGGCUGUGGCCAAUGGCGAGGGGGUGAAUGAGAAGUCGGAGGCUGUGCCCAAGCCGACUACGCCUUCACCAGCCACGACAGCAGCAGCGACUGAGCUACCGGUGGAGGUGCUGCAGAAACUACGAAAACUUGACAAACUAGAGUCACGAUACCAAGAGUUGCUCCGAUCAUACCGCAUCGCUCAUGCGCGGGCCGUGUCAAUCGAGCCGUUUGAGAAGACACUGAAGGAGAAUACACCGUUAGUUUCAAUCAGCGAGCCGGAGGCGUUGGUGGAAUACCUAAACCAGCUGAGCUUAAGGGGAGAUAUGGUCAUGGAUGAGCUGAAGCGGGUGACGUCGGACCGCGACCUCUACAAGAAGAAGUUUGAGGAGGCAGAGAGGGAAGCUACUGAUGCACAGGCCGAGCUUGAGGCUUUGAAAUCGAGCGAGGGGGUUAAGCCUUCCGAGGAGCCACAACCUGAAGACCAAGCAGCGAAACCUACCGAUUCGAAAGCUCCGGCAGAUGUCAAGUCGCCAGUCUCAUCGGUGCUCAAGAUCUUCUCCCCGAAGCAAAAGCCUACCGAGCCCGAGGGUGCGUCUGAGGACUUCUUCUCCUACGACGAGGAGAUCCCGCAAUUACAAUCCGAGCUCCAAGCUAAGACCACUGAGGUCGAGACUUUGAAAUCCGAGGUGGUGGUACUCCAGAAAGAUUUGGAUGCCUUCAAAGAGAAAAACAAGGGCCUUUCCACGACGGUGCGGUUAUUAGAGCGACAAGUCAGUGAAUCUUCAGAAAAGUCAGCAUCCAAUUCUGCGCGCCAGGAAGAGCUGAAGGAGCUUCAAGGCAAGCUCGAUGCCUCCACAAAGUCCAUCUCGGAGCUCCAGGCGAAGAUUACGGAGAAGGAGAAAGAGGGAACCGAUGCUGCCUCGUCCAAAGCCGCCGAGCUAGAGAAGUCUCAAGCUACUAUCGACCAACUAAAGAAGGAAUUGAAAGAUCUGCAGACGCUACAGGAUGGUGACAAGAAGAAAAUCAAGGUCCUCGAGGGUAUCGUCGCUACUCUAAAGAAGAACGGUGAGGAUGCCGAAGUUGCUCCUGCCAAAGCUGAGCCCGAAAAUGCUGCAGCACCCACGACCACACCCGCCGCAGCCGAGAGUGCCGCUCCAGCUGGAGCCAAGAAGAAGAACAACAAGAAAAAGAAGAAGGGCGCCAAUGCUGGCAAGGACACCCCUGCCGCUGCCACAGAAGCACCUCAAAAACCGACCGAAAGCGCGACUCCCGAUGCUCCCACCAACGACCUGGAAGCCGAAGUUGAGAAGCUAAAGGCCGAAGUCGCCUCACGAGAUGUACAAAUCGAGAAACUCCAAAAGCAGCAGAAGAAUGUCGAGACCAUGCGCGAGAAGAUCGAUGAGCUGGAGGAGAACUACCUGCAAGUUGGCCACGAGCAUGUCGAAGCCAAGCAGAAGAUCAAGGAGCUAGAAGCCGAGAAGAAGGUCCUCCAGCAAAAAGUCGACGCCCUCGAAUCUUCCAUCUCCUCGCAGAUCGAGCAUCGAGAGAAGGCGGGACAAGCGGAGGCGAAUCUCAAGUCCAUGACCAGCGACCACGACGAGCUGAAGACGAAGCUGUCAACCCUCCAAAGCGACCUCGGCGCCGCGGAGAAACUCGCAUCGACGCGGUACAAGGAACUCACCGACCUGCGCGACGUUCUGCAGAAGGCCCAGCCCGAGCUCAAAUCGCUGCGCAGCGAAAACGCGGCCCUGAAGACCACCAAGGACGAGCUGGCCGCGCGGACGGGGGAGUUGCGCAAGCUGGAGGCAAGGGAGAGGGAGCUCAGGGGCGAUGUGGGGAGUUUUAAGAAGCAGGCUGAGGAGCGGGAAGCGGAGGUUAAGGCGCUGCAGGCCCAGUUGACGAGCGAGACGAAUGGGCGCGUCAGGGCUGAGGAUGCGGCGAGGGUUGCGGGGAGGGACCUACGGCGCGUGGAGGCGGAGAAGAUUGAGCUCUCUGCUACGGGGGAGAAGGCUAGUCGGGAGCUAGGGGCGGUGAGGGAGGAGGUGCUUAAGCUGCGGACGAGGGUGAGGGAGCUGGAGGCGGAGAUGGGGAGGGUGGGUGCGGAGAAUCGCGAGGUCAGGGGGGAGAUGGAGUUGAAAGUCAGCCAGUACAGCAGUGCGCAGAGUCUGGUGGGGAGUAUGCGCGACCAGACGGCGGAGAUGGCUAUGCAGCUCAAGGAGGCGAAGGAGGCGGCUGAGAGUCUGGAGGAGGAGCUGGGGGAGGUGCAGAGGCUGUUGACGGAGCGGACGAGGGAGGGGGAGACGAUGAGGAGGUUGUUGUCCGAUAUUGAUGAGAGGGCGGAGGCGAAGGUGAGGGAGAUGAGGGAGAGGAUGGAGGCGGCGGUUGAGGAGCGGGAUCGCGCGGAGGAGGAGGCUGCGACGGGGGGACGGAGAAGGGCGAGGGAGGCGGAUGAGUUGAAGGGACGGGUGAGGGAGAUGGAGCGGGAACUGAAGCGCGCGUUGGAGGAUCGGGAGGCGCUCGACCGCGAGGCGAAGGAGGUUAAGAGACGGAGGGACGAGAUGGAGGGCGUUAGUGCGAGGGCGGCGGGUGAGGUGCAAGAGGUAAGAGCUGCGAUGGAGGAGCUGAGGACGGCGUUGGACGGGAGUGAGAGGCAGGCGAGGGAGGCGGAGAAGGGGAAGGUUGACCUGAGGAGGUUGUUGGAGGAGGCGGGGGCGAGGUAUGAGAAGUUGGCUAAGACGCUUAAGGCGCGGGAGACGAGGUUGGCGGAGCUGACGGGGGCGGGAAGAAGGGUGUCGGGGGAUUUGGGGGGGGGAGGGAGUAGGGGGGCGUCGCCGGUGGGACAGGGGGUGAGCGAUGUGCAGUAUUUGAAGACGGUGCUGUUGCAGUUUUUUGAGCAGAGGGAUCGCAAGUUGCAGCAGCAGCUGGUGCCGGUGUUGGGGAAGUUGUUGAGGUUUGAUGGGAAUGAUGAGAGGAAGUGGAAUGCGGCUAUUGCUGCGAAGUAGGCGGGGAUGGGGGAGGACGGGGUGUGAUUUAGUGUACUAUAUGUGUGUGUGCUGUCUGUGUAGAUAGUUGGUGGAUGGGGGUGGAUGGGGGUUACAGCGUGAGCAUGAGCAUGAGUAUGAGCAUCAGCGUUGGCUUCGUCCUUGUUCUGGGAUAGGAAUGUUAAUGGGGAAUAGGAAUAUACAAAAAAAGGGGGGCUGUAAGGGUACAUAAAUGGACGUCGUUUGAAUAUUGGGGUGUGCGUGGUGGGAAGUGAGCUCGAGGGUCUCUGUAUCACAGCGAGGCAUCACAGGUAUGUAUUCUGAUACUUGUACCAAAGCAUCAUCACUGCAUUGGGGUUGGGCGUGGGAUUAUAUAGCACGUAUGACAAUUACUGAACUGAAUCGGGG
Messenger RNA from Pseudogymnoascus destructans, 3909 nucleotides. RefSeq lists its product as uncharacterized. The record is from RefSeq and is a predicted model, not a curated record. NCBI's taxonomy places the organism in Eukaryota, Fungi, Ascomycota, Leotiomycetes, Thelebolales, Thelebolaceae. The coding region runs from base 223 to 3522 and encodes 1099 amino acids. The transcript has 4 exons.